Messenger RNA from Phyllostomus discolor (pale spear-nosed bat), 725 nucleotides. RefSeq names its product ferritin heavy chain-like. Bases 26 to 571 code for a protein of 181 amino acids. Gene Ontology annotation, cellular component: cytoplasm. Gene Ontology annotation, biological process: intracellular iron ion homeostasis; iron ion transport. Lineage: Eukaryota; Metazoa; Chordata; Mammalia; Chiroptera; Phyllostomidae. The transcript has a single exon. Gene Ontology annotation, molecular function: ferrous iron binding; ferric iron binding. The record is from RefSeq and is a predicted model, not a curated record.
GUGCCACACGCCUGCACCUCCAGACAUGGCGACCCCGCCUGGGGCCUCGUUUGUGCGUCAGAACUACCACCCUGAGUGUGAGGCCGCCGUGAACAACCACAUCACCCUGCAGCUCUACGCCUCCUACGUGUACACAUCCAUGGCGUCCUAUUUCCAUGGCACCUCAUGCAGGCACUUGGUCGAGUUCCUCCUGCAGCAGUCGAGCAAGGAGAGGGCACUCGCGGAGUGGCUGAUGCAGCUGCAGAACCAGCGCGGGGGCCGAAUCCGCCUGCGGGACAUCAGCAGGCCUGACCGCAACAAGUGGGAGAACAGCCUGAAGGCCCUCGAGUGCGCCUUGCACCUGUCCAUCGUGGUGAACCAGAGCCUGCUUGAUCUGCACCAGCUGGCCACCCAGAAGGGGGACGGCCACCUGUGCGAUUUCCUGGAGAGUCACUACCUGCACCAACGGGUGACGUUCAUCAAAGAGUUGGGGGACCACGUCAUCAAGCUGCGCAAGAUGGGAGCUCCGGAAUCCGGCCUGGCAGAGUACCUUUUUGACAAGCUCACCCUGGGUGACAGCAAGAAGAACUGAGCCUGGACUGCCUUCCUGAUAGCCACAUGUGACUUCCCCUGGUCACUGUGCUGAGCAUGCCUAUUGCCAUAUUACCUUUCAAAAUGUUCACUUAAGUUUUUAUGUUCCAGUUUUACCAUUUCUUCCAAUGAAGUUAUUGGUUCCUAAAUAAAUA